This is a messenger RNA of Cucumis sativus (cucumber), 2370 nucleotides long. RefSeq names its product chloride channel protein CLC-b-like (gene CLCA). Gene Ontology annotation, molecular function: nitrate:proton symporter activity; voltage-gated chloride channel activity. Gene Ontology annotation, biological process: transmembrane transport; chloride transport. NCBI's taxonomy places the organism in Eukaryota, Viridiplantae, Streptophyta, Magnoliopsida, Cucurbitales, Cucurbitaceae. Gene Ontology annotation, cellular component: intracellular membrane-bounded organelle; plant-type vacuole membrane. The record is from RefSeq and is marked provisional. The transcript has 6 exons. The coding region runs from base 1 to 2370 and encodes 789 amino acids.
AUGGAUGAGAAUCCAAGCUUUGUUACAGAAUCAACUCUCACAAACUCCAUGGAAGCAGAACCUCAAGAUGAAGAAAGAGACCCAGAAAGCAAUCCUUUAAACCAACCCCUUCUCAAGAGAAACAGAACUCUCUCUUCUAGUCCUCUUGCCAUUGUUGGGGCAAAAGUUUCUCUCAUUGAAAGCUUGGAUUACGAGAUCAAUGAGAACGAUCUGUUUAAGCAUGAUUGGAGAAGCAGAUCCAAAGUUCAAGUGCUGCAGUACAUAUUCUCUAAAUGGACUUUGGCUUGUCUUGUUGGACUUCUUACAGGGAUCAUUGCCACUCUCAUCAAUCUUGCCAUUGAAAAUAUUGCUGGCUACAAGCUUUUGAAAGUGGUUGAUUACAUAAAGGAAGAAAGGUACUUAAUGGGGUUCGCAUACUUUACCACUGCCAACUUCCUUCUGACUUUUGUUGCUGCUGCUCUCUGUGUAUGCUUUGCUCCCACCGCAGCUGGGCCUGGCAUACCAGAAAUUAAAGCCUAUCUCAAUGGCAUAGACACUCCUAAUAUGUUCGGCGCCACGACGUUGAUCGUUAAGAUUGUUGGAAGCAUUGGAGCAGUGGCAGCUGGGCUAGAUCUUGGGAAAGAAGGGCCUCUAGUACACAUUGGCAGCUGCAUUGCUUCUUUACUUGGACAGGGUGGACCAGAUAACUAUCGAGUCAAAUGGACAUGGCUACGCUAUUUCAACAAUGAUCGUGAUCGUCGGGAUCUUAUCACAUGCGGGGCAUCAUCAGGGGUUUGUGCAGCUUUUCGGGCUCCAGUUGGGGGUGUCCUAUUUGCUCUAGAAGAGGUGGCUACUUGGUGGAGGAGUGCCCUGCUAUGGAGGACCUUCUUCAGCACAGCCAUUGUUGUGGUAGUGCUAAGAACUUUCAUUGAAAUAUGCAAAGCAGGUGAUUGUGGGCUGUUUGGAGAAGGAGGGCUCAUCAUGUUUGAUGUCAGUGGUGUUUCUGUAAGUUACCAUAUCAUGGACAUUAUUCCAGUUGCUAUCAUUGGCCUUCUUGGUGGAUUCCUUGGAAGCCUUUACAAUCAUCUUCUCCACAAAAUCCUCAGAGUUUACAACCUCAUCAAUCAGAAAGGGAGAAUGCACAAACUAUUACUAGCCUUAGCAGUAUCACUUUUCACUUCAAUUUGCCAAUACAGUUUGCCAUACCUUGUUCAAUGCACUCCCUGCAACUCUUCUCUUUCAGAUUCAGCUUGCCCAACCAAUGGCCGGUCCGGCAACUUCAAGCAAUUCAACUGUCCUAAAGGCUAUUACAAUGAUCUCGCUACCCUUCUUCUCACCACCAACGACGACGCUGUUCGAAACAUCUUCUCCAUCAACACUCCAGCCGAGUAUCAGCCUCUUUCCCUUGUCAUCUUCUUCCUUCUCUACUGCAUAUUAGGGUUAUUCACCUUCGGUAUCGCCGUCCCUUCCGGUCUCUUCCUUCCGAUCAUCUUGAUGGGCUCUGGCUAUGGCCGCCUCAUCGGCCUCCUCAUGCGACCCUACACCAAUCUCGAUCAAGGACUCUUAGCUGUUCUCGGUGCUGCUUCCUUAAUGGCCGGCUCCAUGCGAAUGACCGUUUCUCUUUGUGUCAUAUUCCUCGAACUCACCAACAAUCUCCUUCUCCUUCCGAUCACCAUGAUUGUUCUUCUAAUUGCAAAAACAGUCGGAGACAGUUUUAAUCCUAGCAUUUACGACAUCAUUCUCCACCUCAAAGGACUUCCAUUCCUCGACGCGAAUCCGGAGCCAUGGAUGAGAAACAUAACCGUCGGUGAGCUCGCCGACGCGAAACCAGCGGUGGUGACACUUCGGGGAUUAGAGAAAGUAUCACGCAUUGUGGAGGUUCUUAGGAACACAACACACAAUGGAUUCCCUGUUGUGGAUGCCGAUGCGGUUGUGCCGCCGGUGGGCAUGGCAGUGGGAGCGACGGAGCUGCACGGACUAGUACUGAGAGCGCAUCUACUACAAGUGCUGAAGAAGAAAUGGUUCUUGAGAGAGAGGAGGAGGACGGAGGACUGGGAAGUGAGGGAGAAAUUUACAUGGGUGGAAUUGGCGGAGAGGGAAGGAAAGAUCGAAGAGCUUGUAGUGACGAAAGAGGAAAUGGAAAUGUACGUUGAUCUUCAUCCAUUGACGAACACUACACCGUAUACAGUACUGGAAAGCAUGUCGGUGGCAAAAGCUUUGGUUCUUUUCCGGCAAGUAGGACUCCGCCAUUUGUUGAUCGUCCCCAAAUAUGAAGCAGCCGGAGUUCCGCCGGUGAUUGGGAUCUUGACGAGGCAAGAUUUAAGGCCAUACAAUAUAUUGAGUGCAUUUCCUGAUUUGGCAAGGAUCAAAGGCAAUGAAAAACGGAAUUGA